UGUCGAUGGCGAUAACUGUGAUAAGACUGAUAUACCGUGUAUGCCUAUGCGGUAAUGUACUGUGUCAAUUUUUAAAUUUGAAAGAUUGUUAAAAAUGCUCAUGAAAAGAUGGCUUGACAUCACAGAUUGUGAAUUGUCUGACUCGGCAAAAUACAAAAGGCAAUGGAUUAAAGUGGGCAAAAAUUAUUUAUUCGGUUUAUGGGGAUUGAUUGUGCACUUGAUUCUAGUAUGGGGUGUACUCGACGUUAACUUUCAUUCACCCAUCAUCAAAGAAUUGCCAAUUGUAGCAGCACCGAAUGGAGCACCAGCUAAAAGAGUGUUGCUCUUCGUAGCGGACGGUUUGAGGUUUCAGACGUUCAUAGAUAAGCCACCAUCUUAUCUCAGGGACGUAAUAGAGAAUAAGGGAGCUUGGGGAAUAUCUCACACAAGAGUACCUACAGAAUCGAGACCAGGACAUGUUGCAAUCGCUGCAGGAUUGUACGAGGAUCCCAGUGCCAUUUUCAAAGGCUGGCAGGAAAAUCCAGUGGACUUUGAUUCUGUCUUUAACCAAAGUCAUGCUACGUGGGCUUGGGGCAGUCCAGAUAUAAUUCCAAUGUUUACAAAAGGUAGCAAACAGAAUGUUUACGGGAAAAGUUAUCCUUCCGCAUGGCAGGAUUUUGAUGCAAACUUGAAUAAUCGAACAAUGCGUCUGGACUCGUGGGUGUUCAAUGCCUAUUUAGAAUGGCUACAGUCUUUGGCAUCUGAGACAGUGAGAAAUCAGGAUGGAGUCAUCCUGUUCUUCCAUCUACUCGGAUGUGAUACUGUGGGACAUGCCAAGAAACCAUAUUCCAGGGAGUACAUUGAAACGAUGAAUCAUGUUGACGUACGAAUCGAGCAGACUGUGAACGUGACAGAAACCUUUUUUGGCAAAGGUACCACCGCUUAUGUAUUUACAGCGGAUCAUGGAAUGACUGAUUGGGGAUCUCAUGGAAGUGGUUUGCCAUCCGAGACUGAAACACCAUUGAUUGCUUGGGGAGCAGGUGUAAAGUCAUUUGGCUUUCGUCAAGACGUCGAACAAGCGAGUAUAGCUCCACUGAUAGCGUCUCUAAUAGGAAUUCCUGUUCCUACAAACAAUGAAGGUGCAUUACCAUGGCAGUAUUUCAACGCGGAUUAUCAGGGAUAUAUUGCACAUGCUUUACUUAGCAACGUGAAACAACUUGCCUAUCAAGUAAUCGGAAACCGUGCAUUAAGUUGUGGAAAUAGCGGUCCUACCGAUUGGCGAGAGAUGCAGUUAAAUGAGAAAAUUCAUGAAAUCGAGCAACAUCUGAAGAGAGGAAAUAUGGGGGAAGCAAUUGAAGAAGGCGAUAAAGCGAUUGUUUUUAGCAAAGAAACUUUGUCGUUUUUCAGACAAUAUCAACGAACGCGAUUUUUAAUAUGCCUGUCAAUAAUGUGGCUUGGCUGGAUAAUUAUAUUAUUCUUAAAAAUAGCUGGAGUAAAACGUCGAUACUUGCGAAUUUCUCUAUUGUUAUUAACAAACAUCGGAUUUGCAAGUUUAUUGAUAAUAACAUUAAUUAAUUAUAUAGUAUCUGAUUGCAGGAAUUGGAGAUUACCGUGCUACGCAUCGUUCGCAAUAAUCUCCGUAUGGUUUGCCAUCGUUGCCAUAAUCACGUCGACGCCUGUAGUUGAAGCGAGCAGGUGGAGAAGCAGGUGGAAAUUUUUCAUGGAAAUUGGAGGGACGCUAUUUUUGUUGGUGAUGCUAUUUAUUGGAUUGUCAUAUAGAUUUGCUCUCAGCAUAGGAAUGUUGUCUACCAUAUUGAUACAGGGAGCACAGUUGAAGAGUAUACAAGCUCCUAUGCUUUGGACAUCUCUAGCGCUGUCUGUGUUUCCAUUAUUCCCAGUCGUGGAGCCACAUCCACGCGUUUAUGUUGUGAUGUCUGGCAUAUGUGUAACGAUGUUGAUAGUGAUCAUCAAUGAAAAGUCGCGGACUCGAAAAAUAAUAGAAAUUCUACGUUUGAUCGUCACAAGUCUCGUGUAUACGGAACUUAUCGAUGGUCGUUUCUGGAUAUCGUGGAUCAUUCUGCUGACUACACCAUUGUGCAUUUGGUAUCAUCCAACGGAAGUUAAAAGCAGAAUGCUGGGCAUAAUGCUGGGACUGUUCUGCCCGCUUACGUUGUUGUCCGCAUCCUACGAACCGCUUUUCUUCCUAACACUUACGAUCAAUUUACUCUGGUGGUUGCAAGCUGUUCCAACCAUCUUGGAGACCACCUCGGAAGAUGCGCUGACCACGAAGGACUUGACUAAAGCGGCGCUCCUUAUGUUGUACACACUAUUAUGCUUUUUCGGCACGGGCAAUAUGGCGAGCAUUAGUUCGUUUGAUCCAUCCUGGACGCGUCACUUCGUCACCGUCUUCUCCCCGUUUCUGAUGACGUCUUUAAUACUUGUUAAAUUGAGUAUUCCUUUGAUAAUAGUUGGAUGCGCAAGCUACGCUCUAGGAUCCAAGUCCAUUUCUUUAGCCGUUCUCUUUUUAGGCGAUUGCUUAUCGCUACCUUUAAUGUAUUGCGUCACGCCAUACGGUAGCUGGCUCGAUAUUGGUAGCGCUAUCAGUAAAUUUAUUAUUGCUAUUACUCUUCCUUGUCUCUUAUUAUUGCUACAAUGUCUUUCGCGUCCGCUCAUGAAAUUGCAUUUAGAACGAUUACCAACUGGUCUGUUACGUCACAAAACACAUUUUGUAUGAUAUGACAUGAUACAAAAAAUAAAGUUUAAUAUGAAAUUUUGA
Messenger RNA from Ooceraea biroi (clonal raider ant), 2755 nucleotides. RefSeq names its product Phosphatidylinositol glycan anchor biosynthesis class N. Gene Ontology annotation, molecular function: mannose-ethanolamine phosphotransferase activity. Gene Ontology annotation, biological process: GPI anchor biosynthetic process. Gene Ontology annotation, cellular component: endoplasmic reticulum membrane. The record is from RefSeq and is a predicted model, not a curated record. NCBI's taxonomy places the organism in Eukaryota, Metazoa, Arthropoda, Insecta, Hymenoptera, Formicidae.